CUCAAAAAAGCAAAAUCGCUACAGUGAAAAAAUGGUUUGAAAACCCGCAUAAAUUCAAAUCCGCAUAAAAAAGACCUAAGUAUAUGUAACAAGCACGGAAUCUGUAAAAGAGUAGAAAAAACGGCAAAAAAUCGAAUAUUAAAAACGUCUUAUAAAAACACUUUCGAAAGUGGAACCGGUUAAAAACUAGCUGCAAAGUAAUGUACUGGGAGACAAUUGCCAGAGAAUUGAGAGACGAAAUAAACAACAUUCAACUAUAUUAUUAGGCAAAGAAUUAUUGAAGAAGUAAAACCGUUUCACCUAAGGCAGUCAAUAUGGCGGAAUCAGAGCGAGCAGCUGCCAGCCUUGUAUUAUUGCAUCAUGGUUCUACGCUAGUUCUGAUCAUGAUUCAAUAACACGAGGUUGGAUAAAUAUUGACAUUUGUGUCAAUCGACUGCGUUGUAAGGUUGCGUUUGAGAAGGAAAGAGAUGCGGGUAACAAUUGUAUCCCCUUUUGUGAAAAGGUAGUUGGAAAAGUAGUCUGAUAGUGCUAAAAUGCGUUUUUUAUAUACAAAUUGAAUUAAAUAUAUUAGGAAUUUUCCACUGAUCUACACAAUAGACAAUGAAUUAAUUUUUUAUGGCCAUAUAAAUAUUAAAAAUGUAACAAAUGAAUAUUCACUUAAAAUUCUCAACAAAGAAAAAUCGUAUCGACAAAUAUUCCUAAACAUUAAAAAUAAACCAUGGUUUUAUUGAAAUUCCAGUGUAUAUUAAACAAAAUUAAUAGAAUUCAAACAAAUCCUUUGUUCAAAGGGAGUAUAUGAAGAAAUAUACAAACGGUAAAGAUGCAAUUGAUAUAAUGCAUAUAAGUGAGUCUUAAAAAUUAUUAUAUUUAUUGCAUUUAAAGAUUACAUUUUUAGAAAUUUUGCGAUAUGGAUCGCGAUCCAGCAAUACUGCAUGCUACACCGUCAAUAAAUAUCGCGAUACUUGGAUCACGUCAAUAAAUACGAACCGUGUGACAGGACCCUAUAAAUGCGGGAGCGAGACAAUUGCCAGGUUAUCCAACCUUCUAUUAUUGAAUCAUGGAGUGAAAUUAGAAAUAAGAAGCAGUCCAGUUCUGUCUUUUGCAUAUUUCACAAACGAACUCAAUUUGUGCUAUUACUUGUUGUCCGCGAGGCCGCGGAUUGAAAUACAUAUAUUUUUUUAAAGUUUCCUAAAGAACGAAACAUAAGUGGCGCCCAACGUGGGACCUGCUUACAUUUUAAAAGUGUUCGUAUCGAAAAAUUUUUAAGUAAAAGUCAGUCGAACCGAAUUUUUUUUUAAAUGAAACGAGUAGUGAUCGUGUUAGAAAAACCGAAGGAACUUUUUCGUGAAUAGAGAGCUGGGAGAGAUCUAUCAGUAUGUACAUCACACAGGCAAUACACAAAAUCUCCAAUGACGUCAUACUUCUGCCAAAAUUUUCAAGAGAGAGUUAACGGUAUCACAAUCAGCGCCACCUUCUGUAUUCGUUUCACCAUGCAGUAGCAGCAGCCUGCAACAGCUCAACGUUUCAAAGGAUAGGAGUCUGGAUUUAAGGUUAUCAACAGCUUAGGAUUUAGGUUGUGGAGGGCAAAUACUCCAGCAGGUUGAGCCAGAGAUUAUUGAACAAGAGCAAUGGCUAUUGACCAGGAAUUCCAGUUAGAACAGCAGCAACACCGGAAAGAGUCUGUCUCCGAUUCGAAACAUUUUUCAAUGCAGAAUGCAACUGACUCCUACCUGACAAAAGAUACUCCAGUGAAGAUGGAAUCUGCCUCCGAUUUAACAGAUUUUUCAAUGCAGAAUGCAACUGACUCCUACCCGACAAAAGAUACUCCAGUGAAAAUUGAAGCUGCCUGCGAUUUAACAGACUUUUCAACGCAGAAUGCAACUGUCUCCUACCUGACAGAAGAUAUUACAGUGAAGAGUGAAGCUGCCGCAGAUUUUUCAAUGCAGAAUAAAACUGACUCCUAUCUGACAGAAGAUCUUCCAGUGAAGAAUGAAACUGUCUCCGAUUUGACAGGCUUUUUAAUGCAGAAUACAACCGUCUCCUACCUGGCGGAAGACCUUCCAGUGAAGAAUGAAGCUGCCUCCGAUUUAAAAGACUUUUCAAUGCGGAAUAAAACUGACUCUUACCUGGCAGAAGAUAUUCCAGUGAAGAAUGAAGCUGCCUCCGAUUUAAAAGAUUUUUCAAUUCAGAAUAAAACAGACUCCUACCUGUCAAAAAAUACUCCAGUGAAGAUUGAAGCUGCCUGCGAUUUGACAGGCUUUUCAAUGCAGAAUGCAACUGUCUCCUACCUGGCGGAAGACCGUCCAGUGAAGAAUGGGUCUGUCUCCGACUUGAAAGGCUUUUCAAUGCAGAAUGAAACUGACUCUUACCUGUCAGAAGAUAUUCCAGUGAAGAAUGAAGCUGCCUCCGAUUUAACAGAUUUUUCAAUGCAAAAUAAAAGUGACUCCUACCUGUCUAAAUAUACUGCAGUGAAGAUUGAACCUGCCUGCGAUUUGACAGAUUUUUCAACCCAGAAUGCAACUGACUCCUACCUAACAGAAGAUCUUCCAGUGAAAAGUGAAACUGUCUCUGGUUUGACAGAUUUUUCAAUCCAGAAUGAAACUGACUCCUGCCUGACAGAAGAUAUUCCAGUGAAGAAUGAAGCUGCCUCCGAUUUUGCAGAUUUUUUAAUUCAGAAUGAAACUGACUCCUACCUGUCAGAAGAUCUUCCAGUGAAGAUUGAAGCUGUCCCCGAUUUGACAGAUUAUUCAAUGCAGAAUGAAACUGGUUCCUUCCUGACAGAAGAUCUACUAGUGAAUAAUGAAACUGUCUCCGAUUUGACAGAAGAUCUUUCCAUUGGUCAGCAAUUCCAGUCAGAACAGCUUCAACAACAUAAUGAAUCUUACUCCUAUUUGAAAAAAGAUCUUCAAGAGCCGAAUACAUCAACUCCAAGUAAAGCAAAAACUUCUACGGAGCGAUCAAGACUAUGGAGAGAAAAGCUGAAGAGGCUAACUGAGGCAGAGCGGAGCGAAAAUUAUAGGGAAAGAAAGCGUGCAGGCGUGUGUAUUACCAAGCCAGUUGCCAAAUCAAGCGUACAACGUAACCGGGAGUGGAGAGAGAGGAAGAAACUAAUGCGACAGCAACUUGACGCCGAUACAACGCAAGGAAAUUAUAUCAAGCCACUUGCCAAAUCAAGCUCACAACGUAACCGCGAAUGGAGAGAGAGGAAGAAACUAAUGCUACAGCAACUUGACGCCGAUACAACGCAAGGAAAUGAUAUCAAGCCAGUUGCCAAAUCAAGCGUACAACGUAACCGCGAAUGGAGAGAGAGGAAGAAACUAAUGCGACAGCAACUGGACGCCGAUACAACGCAAGGGCGGAAGCUUCAGCCUAAGUCUGUUAGCACUGUGUUAGUCCAACAACCGACACAGUUCCCAUCGCCCGGCGAAACAACAAGCACAUCGCCUAAUGCAUCCGUGGAUGUCUGCAAUCAAGCCUCACCAGCAGUGGAUCUUACAGACGAAGAUGUGGUGGCUAGUACUGCUACUGCAACUCCACAAGUUCGCCAGCGCAGUAUCAUCAACACCAACAUUGGCAUCAACUCACAGAUAAUGAGCGCAAAUCCUUCUGUACCACCGAUACCUGUCAUUCCCAUGAACCAGAAGACAGCUCCAAUAGGUGGUAUACGACAACAGAGUCCUAUUACGGCAACAAAAACCAACCGCAGUGUACUCAUGUCAAAUAUCUUCAUACCGCCCUCCGCCACCAGCAUUACGCGCGUACACAUCAGUCCAGCGAAUAUGCCAACGCCGCCCGUAUGCAGAUACAGCCAUCCUGCGCCGCUGCCUAAUACACCGCCACAACCCCUCAAUCCCGACUGGAAACUGACACCUUCCAGACCUACCAUACGUAUUAGUAAUCUUGCGAAUAGCAUUGUCAUUUCUUGGACUAUGGAGGAUUCCAUGGAACGAUUUGCUGAAUGUGUGCUUUAUCAAAUUUAUGCUUACCAAGAGACCUCCGGCCCGCCAGCGGUUGAUUCGUGGUGGCAUUUCGGCGAUGUGAAAGCAAUGUCACUACCGAUGGCGGUCACGUUGCCACAGUUACAAGAAGGUGAACGGUAUUACUUUGCUGUUCGUGCUAUGGACGAGCAUAAGCGAUUCGGACCAUUUAGUAUGCCGAAAACGUGGACCUAAAUGGAUGGCUGAAAGGUUGGAUGAUAUAUAUUACAAGAAACACUAGAACAUUACAACCACAAGUAGUCAUACAUAAAAUAUUAUUACAUUCGAUAUUUUCAUUUUUUUUUCAUGUUUCACCACAUUAUGAUGUAUUUGGUGAGUUUGUAACACCAUAAAUGGAUACUCUAGAAAUUGUGAAUUAAUUGUAAUUCGUAUAAAUUAGGUCUCAAUUAAAAUAAUUACUAUUAAAAAAGGAGUAUUCGCAUAUUUGAGUAUAUUAACUAGAGUCCGACCGAACGUUCGGCUUCUGCUUUGGCCGAAAAAUUUACCUUCAGUCGAAUUCUAAUAUUAACUACGGCAUAUGUUUAAAAUAGGUAUUUUUAAAAGACAUAAAUGAUUCAACCGAAGAAUGAAAAUUAUUCACUAAACCACUCAAAAAUUCUAAUAAAUAUUUAAUUAAGGUAAAAACUUAAUUAUUUUUAGUUGUUUGGUGCAAUGGCACUGCAGUUCGUAAAUGCAACCCGCAGAAUUACGGUAAAGAAUGAAAAUCGUUUAUUCAUAAACUAUACUUCAUGAAUAUGACUUAUUUUCGCAAAU
Molecule: messenger RNA, 4751 nt
Organism: Rhagoletis zephyria (snowberry fruit fly)
Lineage: Eukaryota; Metazoa; Arthropoda; Insecta; Diptera; Tephritidae
Product: activating transcription factor 7-interacting protein 2-like
Biological process (GO): regulation of DNA-templated transcription
Cellular component (GO): nucleus; transcription regulator complex
Molecular function (GO): protein binding; transcription coregulator activity
Source: RefSeq, a predicted model, not a curated record